GGUUGCUUCUUUAGUUUAGUCUGUUAGAAGUUUUACUCGCGAUUGGAAAUGUUUACGUACUUGUAACUUAUAGAAUAAAUCCUGUACCACGCUUCAAAGAAACUUGACAUUCUAACUGACAGUAAUUCCGGUUUAAAAUCAUUUUUAAAAUAAAAUUCCAAAAAGACGUUUUUAACUUGACAAAAAUUGUUUAUAAUUCAAAAAAAAAUAUAAACAUGAGUAACUUUUUAAAAAAAAAAAAGGAUACUUGAAAGAAUAAAUUUUUGAAGCGUAGGGGAAAUGAUUUAAAAUAAUUGUGAGAAAAUAAUUGUGAUUAAAGGUAGUUUGUUAAUGAACUUAACUUUUUAUCAUAAUCAUUGCUGUUAUUCUUCAGUAAUAGAUUUUUUUUGUUUGAAAACGAUGUAAGUUCGUUCCCCUUUGUAUCUCGGGCCGUUCAACCUUGGUUUCAUAGCCGCCAGAAGAACAAGAAACGGCGUGUGUGUGCGUGUAGCAGAAAACUGGGAGCAAGUGGAGCGAGAAUGUAUGGAAAAUUGAAAAAUAGAUAGAAAUGAAAGCACAUUCGAUAAUUGCUAUCUAACCAAAGAGCACGAAAUGAUUCGCUAUGGUGACUGACACUUAAGCUCCAUCAUCGAGAAGAUUAUUACUUGCAUUCUCGUUGGUACAUUAUCAUUUUUCCCCUGCUUACACUGUCGAGAAAGAAGGAAAGUCUGAUUCCUUGCUACACCGUCAUUCAGACACAAGAAGGGAGAGAUCUCCUGAGAUGGUGUGUGACCACGCAUGCAUGAGUCUACAACACUACGGAAUCACGUGAAUGUCGUACUUAAUUUAUAAUUUAAUACACCUGGUAUGGGCCAAGCAUGCCCUCUAAAAAGCAGUACAAUCUUGUUCACAAUGAUGAUUACGAUACAAAGGUUUCUCUGCACAGCGAAGAAGCUUUUCAUCGUGGAAUUGUAUUCCAUGCAAAGUUUAUUGGAUCGAUGGAAGUUCCUCGACCUACCAGUCGAGUGGAGAUAGUAGCUGCGAUGCGUCGGAUCCGAUAUGAAUUCAAGUCAAAAGGAAUUAAAAAGAAGAAAGUAACUCUUGAAGUUUCGGUUGAUGGCGUCAAAGUAACUCUUCGCAAGAAAAAGAAAAAACAACAAUGGAUAGAUGAAAAUAAAGCAUUCCAAAUGCACUAUCCAAUCUACAGAAUAUUCUAUGUCUCCCACGAUAGCCAUGAUCUAAAGAUAUUCAGUUACAUCGCUCGCGAUGAAAACAGUAAUUCAUUCAAAUGCAACGUAUUUAAAUCGAACAAAAAGAGCCAAGCCAUGAGAGUAGUUAGGACAGUUGGUCAGGCUUUCGAAGUGUGCCAUAAAUUAAGUUUAAAUGCUGAACAAAGAGAACAAGAGCUUGAAAAAGACAGGGAUGUAAGAGAACGUAGUGAAGAACAUCUGCUUCGUCGAGAUGAAUACGAAGAUGAGAUGAUCAAUGAUCGUUCUUAUCUUACACCUGCUCGGACCCCUUCUCCUCACAUACAUAAAGACAUUUCGCUGUUAGGUGAUGGAGAAGAUCCUGCUCAAGAUCCACCACCGGCUAUUACGCCUUGUAUACUUAGAACACAUGGGACCUCAGCAUCUCCAAUCAGACAAUCUCCAUCAGGAACUGUAGUAUCAGAGUGUGGAGAGUUGUCAGCGCUAGGUGGAAAUGAACUGAGAUCUUUGAAACAUGACGUUCAACUUCUUCGAGAGCGUCUAGAGCAACAGAGUCAGCAAACACGUGCUGCUGUAGCUCACGCACGUCUUUUGCAAGACCAGUUGGCAGCUGAAACUGCAGCAAGAAUCGAAGCUCAAACGAGGAGUCAUCAGCUUCUUGUUCAGAAUAAGGAACUUUUAGAACACAUAAGUGCUUUAGUGAACCAUUUAAGAGAACAAGAGCGUGCUACAGGAGUUCAUGGAACUCCAACAACCCCAUUACCAGGUGCUAAUUUAACAGGAAAUGCAAUAUCUUCUCAAAUUCCUACAAUGCCUGAUCUCUCAAAUCUCGGCCAGCAGUCACAUCGAACGCCGGGUCAAAAUUCACCUUGGGAGUUGGAAUCACAGGCUUUUACAUACAAUUAUCCACCUGAAAUUUAUACAACGGCUCCUGCUCGAAGUGCACUCUAUACUUCCAAUGAUGAGAUACAAUUUCAAGCCCAGUUGAUGGAGAGACUUCACAAUUUAAGUCCUUAUCCAGCUCAAAGGUCACCUUAUGCAACACCAUCACCUUAUACUAUGCAGCCACCAACUUUCCUUCUACCACCAAAUAAUAAAUUACCUAGUUCACCAUCACCUGUAGGUUUGUCCCUUCGAGUAACUCAAGCCAACAGUUAUACAUCAUCUCCAGUAAUGUCACAUAAAAUGUCAAUAUACACAGCAUCUGCUGAAAACUCUACAGAUCCUCUUUCAGAACUUCAAACACUGAUCAAACCUUUACCCUGUGUUGACACACGUACCCUUGAACGUCAAAGAAACUCUCUACACGUCCUUGGACCAGCUGUGAGAGACACAGACACUGGACCACUCUUUAAACAACCACAAAGAUCUAGUUGCCCUCCACAAAAUUCAUUAACUCUAGAUAGUCCACAGCAAAGCAGACGACUAGAAAAUAAUGGAAAGCAGAAUAAUGUUAAGCUUCAAGAAAGUCCAUCAGUAGAUGUAGGAAAAAAAUCAAUAAAUGACGAUAGUUCGACUUCAAAAAAUGCACUUGCUACUAUACUCAGGUCGAGUGGACCACCACCAUCAAGGACAACCAGUGCAAGGCUUCCUUCAAGAAAUGAUCUCAUGAGUCAAGUUCAACGCAAAACUUGGGCUCGACAUACUACUAAAUAGUUAUAAUAAUGAAUUAAAACUUUUUAGUCAAUUGUUUUGUUACUAGAAGACUUUAUAGAAAAGUUUACUAAAGAAAUUUAAAUUAACAAAAAAUGACAAUGAAGCAAUUUUUCUCAUUAAUUUUUUUUAUUAUAAAAAUAUUUU
Molecule: messenger RNA, 2987 nt
Organism: Chelonus insularis
Lineage: Eukaryota; Metazoa; Arthropoda; Insecta; Hymenoptera; Braconidae
Product: carboxyl-terminal PDZ ligand of neuronal nitric oxide synthase protein-like
Exons: 11
Coding region: 858-2843 (661 amino acids)
Molecular function (GO): nitric-oxide synthase binding
Source: RefSeq, a predicted model, not a curated record